ACUAAGUCUUUGUGCAGAGUUCCUUGUUUGUUAAGAUUUAGUGCAUCAUGUGGCCUUAUUAUGAAUCAGACGAUUGGAGUAUUCUACCACCGGAAUUAAAUAGAAGGUUUAACCCAGCCUUUAACAUGGCCUCCAUAAAACAAGCUUUUAAUGAGGCAGUAGAAAGAGUCUCAACAGUUAGAAUGCCUGCACCAACACGACUGAGGGAUCUCAUCAGACAAAUAAGGGCUGCCCGCACUGCAGCAGAAGAGAGAACAGUUGUUAACAAAGAAUGUGCAUAUAUCCGUUCAACGUUUAGAGAAGAAGACAGUGUAUGGAGAUGCCGCAAUAUUGCAAAACUCUUGUACAUUCACAUGCUUGGGUAUCCGGCACAUUUCGGCCAAUUAGAAUGUUUGAAACUGAUUGCAUCCCCGAGGUUUACGGACAAACGAAUUGGUUAUUUAGGUGCAAUGUUACUGUUAGAUGAACGACAGGAUGUUCAUCUAUUAAUUACUAAUUGCUUAAAAAAUGAUUUAAAUAGUUCAACACAGUUCGUUAUCGGUUUAGCAUUAUGUACUUUGGGUGCAAUUGCAUCACCGGAAAUGGCGAGAGAUUUAGCGUCUGAAGUUGAAAGGCUGAUGAAAUCACCGAAUGCGUAUAUUCGAAAGAAAGCAGCACUCUGUGCAUUUAGAAUCAUUAGACGUGUACCAGAAUUGAUGGAAAUGUUCUUACCCGCUACACGCAGCUUAAUCACAGAGAAAAAUCAUGGGGUGUUAAUUACUGGUGUUACGCUUAUCACAGAAAUGUGUGAGAACAGUGUGGAUACAUUAAACCAUUUCAAAAAGAUUGUGCCAAAUCUUGUAAGAAUCCUCAAGAACUUAAUCCUAGCUGGAUACUCACCGGAACAUGAUGUGUCAGGAGUGUCUGAUCCUUUCCUUCAAGUGAAAAUACUACGUCUCCUGCGAAUUUUGGGACGCAAUGAUAUUGACGCAUCGGAAGCAAUGAACGAUAUACUUGCGCAAGUUGCAACAAACACGGAGACUAGCAAAAAUGUUGGAAACACGAUACUGUACGAAACUGUAUUAUCCAUUAUGGACAUAAAGUCCGAAAGUGGGCUUAGAGUACUGGCAGUAAAUAUUUUAGGCCGAUUUUUGUUAAAUAAUGAUAAGAACAUACGAUACGUUGCUUUGAAUACAUUAUUAAAAACAGUUUAUGUCGACACAAGUGCAGUGCAGAGACAUCGUUCAACGAUUCUGGAAUGUUUAAAAGAUCCAGAUGUAUCGAUCAGAAGGCGAGCAAUGGAACUCAGUUUUGCGCUCGUAAAUACAAACAAUAUUAGGAAUAUGAUGAAGGAAUUAUUACUAUUUUUGGAACGUGCUGAUCCAGAAUUUAAAGCUCAGUGCAGUAGUAAUAUAGUAAUGUCUGCAGAGAGAUUCGCACCAAACAAACGUUGGCACCUCGAAACCUUGUUUAAAGUUCUCGUCGCUGCUGGUAAUUAUGUCAGAGAUGAUGUAGUAGCAUGUACUAUACAGUUGAUUUCGGAAACACAAGCACAGCAAGGUUACGCGGUUAGUGCAUUAUGGAAAGCAUUAGAGAAAGAUACAUCUGACAAACAACCGUUGGCUCAAGUAGCAACGUGGUGCAUCGGUGAAUAUGGUGAUUUGUUACUGUACGGGCCACCAUCAGAUGAUGUAGAUGCUCCCGUCAAUAUAAUAGAAGACGAAGUCAUUGAUGUCUAUCAGAGGUUACUAUGGAGUCCACAAAAUACAGUUGUUACAAAACAAUAUACUCUAUUGUCUCUCACAAAACUGAGCACUAGAUUCCAAAAGGGAAAUGAGAAAAUUCGUCAAAUAAUUGACACGUUUGGAAGUAAUUUACAUAUCGAGUUGCAGCAAAGAGGCACUGAAUUCUCACAGUUGUUCAGAAAAUACGAUCAUUUACGUCCUGCAUUGCUUGAAAGAAUGCCUCCGAUGGAAACAGCAAGACCGCAGGCUAACGGAAUUAUUGGUAUGGUUAACGGUGAACCAGAACCAGAAGAAGAGAAAUCAACAGUUUUGGAAGCGAGUACACCACCAUCUGAUUCAGUAAGCCCACAGCAAUUAUUUUGUAAUGUUACGAAUAUAAAUCGUCGAUAUAAAAAUUAUACAACCAUUUUAAGUAAAUUUUAUAAAAUUGAUAAUACAACCGCUGCGGUGAACAAUAAUGAUCUAUUGGACUUACUCGGUAGUUUAGAUUUAAGUGCGCCUACAUCUACAUCUACAUCUACAUCUACACUGCCUCAGGCACAAACGCCAACGCAAGUAUUCAGUCCUACCAACACGGGCAACUUCUUAGUCGAUGGUUUACUUAAUUCAUCGUCAACUCAAAAUGAUGCAGCUACCAUGAUUGUUUUGGAUAAAGCAGGACUUAAAAUAACUUUCAGAUUAGAAAGACCGCCAGAUAUCGCUGAUCUAUUAAUUAUAAACAUGUCAGCUCAGAAUUCUGGAAGUGCUAUACUGACUGAUUUUCUGUUUCAAGCGGCAGUUCCUAAGACAUUCCAACUACAAAUGUUGUCUCCGUCAAGCACAGUCAUUUCUCCUUCUGGGCAAGUCACACAAGUAUUGAAAAUUACGAAUAUCAACAAAGUACCUCUAAGAAUGAGAUUACGUAUCUCAUACACUGGACCAGCAGGUCCAGUUUUGGAACAAGCAGAAGUAAAUACUUUUCCUCCAUUGGCAACACAGUGACAAAAUAUACUGAGGAAGACAAUUGUAC
Messenger RNA from Dufourea novaeangliae, 2733 nucleotides. It is a transcript of the gene AP-1gamma, whose product is annotated as AP-1 complex subunit gamma-1. NCBI's taxonomy places the organism in Eukaryota, Metazoa, Arthropoda, Insecta, Hymenoptera, Halictidae. Gene Ontology annotation, cellular component: Golgi apparatus; AP-1 adaptor complex; membrane coat. The record is from RefSeq and is a predicted model, not a curated record. The transcript has 14 exons. Gene Ontology annotation, molecular function: clathrin-cargo adaptor activity. Gene Ontology annotation, biological process: receptor-mediated endocytosis; Golgi to vacuole transport; intracellular protein transport. Bases 48 to 2705 code for a protein of 885 amino acids.